Messenger RNA from Phlebotomus argentipes, 1510 nucleotides. RefSeq lists its product as uncharacterized. The record is from RefSeq and is a predicted model, not a curated record. The coding region runs from base 151 to 1284 and encodes 377 amino acids. The transcript is spliced from 5 exons. Lineage: Eukaryota; Metazoa; Arthropoda; Insecta; Diptera; Psychodidae.
AGAGAGUAUUUUUUCAGUUGUCUCUCGGCCGCAUUCUCAAGCACAUCGCGUGCGCCUCUUGCUUGCACAACCGAUCGCGCGAAAUUGAUUUACCAUUCGAGCCACUUGUGUGACCCACAAAAUCCCUGUGCAAAAAUACAGUGACACACAAUGCAGACGUUUCUCAAUGGAUACAGUCCUGGUGACGCAUCUGAGAGCCAAUCAGACGCGCAUCAGUACCUCAGCAGACUUCUGAAGGAUGGAGCGAAGAAAGAAGUGGACAUCGAUGUGAAUUCGUAUGAAAUCAAAUUGCCCUCCUUCUACGAUAAAGUCAAGUAUGAGAGGGCGAGGAAGUUCUAUUUCGACAACAUCUACGGCUUCUUCAUCUCGAAUCUCACCGGCUUAGUGUCCAUUCUGGCCAUUCAGUCCAUCCUCAAGGUGCUCAUUUGCACGAAGCAAUCAUCAACGCCAAAAACAGCCUAUAGACGUUACUUAGCCACCAUUUUACACGUAGUCAACUUCUAUUCAGCAAAUCCCGAUGCAAAUUCCAAAUGCUACAAAUCAAUUGCGGCUGUGAGAAAGAAACACAUCAAAUCGUCGAAAUACGCUGAAAAGCACAACAGCGGAUCGAUAACGCAAAAGGACAUGGCAUUGACCCAAUUCGGCUUCCUUGGAUUUGUCCUGGUUCAGCCCAAAAUGAUGGGCAUCCGUGAGAAUGGGGAGAACUUUGAGGCUCUCGUUCACCUGUGGCGCGUCGUCGGCUACAUGCUGGGCAUCGACAAUGAGUUCAACAUCUGCACAGACUCUCUGAGUACAACCUUGCCGCGACUCCGACUGAUGGUGGCGGAAAUACUCGUGCCUUGCCUCAAGAAUCAGCCGCCGCACUUCCACGAGAUGGUGCAGUCCAUGAUCGAGGGUCUGUGGUGCUUCAAUCCCUUCCUCACCACCCCAGCCUUCACCUAUCUCACCUACCGUGCCGCCGGCGUGCCUGGCUACUACUACGGCAAGGAGGAGCAGGCGCUGGAGAUGCAGCGCCUCAAGAACACGCCCGAUCGCGCGCCGGAGAACAGCGACAGCGACGGCAUGAGUCCGACGUACAAGAAAAUGCCCUGGUGGAGUCGAUUCAUCGUCGGCUUCAUCAUCUACAUCCUGGAAACUCUGGUCUACGGAAGCACCAUCUUCCGAUGGAUCUUCAACUACAACAUCACAUCGUCUCUCUUCAUCAUCAAGUGGUUCCCCUUCUUGGCCUUCCCAAAGUUCGGCUUCCGCGCGUCUUACGUGCGAAUUCUCAAUGACGCCAACUGAACAUCCGCACUGCAAAAGCCACCCAAGAAGUUUAUUGCCAAUUUCCCUUGAUAGAUUUUAGCGCACGCAUUUCUGUACAUUCGCAUAAAUCUUGCCUCGUGUUUUUUUUAAGUUAUUCACCCCGAAAAGUACCAGUUUUUAAAGCAUGGAAAAGCUUCCAUAAAUGAUUAAUGAGUAUUUAGUUUGACGUAAACUAUGAAAUUGAGCAAUAAACUUCGUGAAUUAA